UUUCAGAUUACGACCUUUCAGAUUCGUACACGCUGAUCGUUAGCAACGAGAUUUUCGAAAAAAUAUUAGAGUGCUGUGAAAGAUAGAAAUAUCGUGUGUACGAAAAUGAAUCUUAAACUACAUUUAUUAUUUGUGUUUGUUAUCGUCAUAUUAACACACAAGAUCAUAGCUGAAGAAUCAGAUCCAUCACCAUGUCUAUUGCCUGUGAAAAUUGGUCAUUGUAGAGCGGCUAUACCGAGAUAUGCAUACAAUUCAACUUCCGAGCAAUGUGAACAAUUCAAAUAUAGUGGCUGUCAUGGAAACGCAAAUAAUUUUGAAAAUAUAGCUAAGUGCGAAGAGACAUGUAAACCUGCAGAGUAACGAUCGAUGAAUAAAAAUGCUAAACAACAGAUUCUGUAAAGAUUUAA
This is a messenger RNA of Cyphomyrmex costatus, 407 nucleotides long. Its product is annotated as PI-actitoxin-Afv2a-like. NCBI's taxonomy places the organism in Eukaryota, Metazoa, Arthropoda, Insecta, Hymenoptera, Formicidae. Gene Ontology annotation, molecular function: serine-type endopeptidase inhibitor activity. The record is from RefSeq and is a predicted model, not a curated record. Bases 106 to 360 code for a protein of 84 amino acids. The transcript is spliced from 2 exons.